AGUUAUGGUGCACUAAAAUACUUUUCCUUUUGUACUAUUCAACCAAAAUGCUUUAAAGGAGAAGGAAAAAAAGCCUCUUUUUUUUUUUCACCACCGAACGGAUAACAUGGAUAGGAGAUAGCCAAGUUUCAUGUCCCUUCUGUUUCAAUUCCCAAGAAACUUGAUCCUGAAUUCAUGUCAUAAUAGUUGCUGUUGAAGUACCCUCUUCAAAUUUCUGAAGAAUCAUGGCCUACUACAGCUCUGCCUAUUCUGGUUCUGAAAAUUAUGGUGAGUACAAUUUCAACUCUUAUGCUCUCAAUUAUGAUUAUGCUCAAAUUCCAUCCUAUAUGGCUUAUACUAGUUAUGAGUACAAUCAAAAUCAACCAUAUUAUGGAUAUGAUUCAAGUUUAUAUUAUGCUCCUAAUUACCCUGCUGAGACUUACCAAACCCAAACCACAUCUUACUCAGCCACAACGUAUAGUGACCCAAAAUCUGUUGUGUAUGUUCCCAAUAACGGUAUGAGUCAGCUUGUGAUAUCUUAUUCUAAAGCGGAAUUCAAUGUGCCUGAAUUUGAUGACUAUGAUCCAACACCUUAUGGUGGUGGAUAUGACAUUGAUCAGACCUAUGGCAAAGCCCUACCACCUUCAGAUAAAAUUUGCUAUCCUCGUUCUGGGUCAAGUCCAAUUACUGAACCACAACCACUCUUUUCUGGGCCCAUAGUUCCAUUGCCUACUAUAGAAGAGGGAAUUGAAGAGAAACCAAUCACACCCCAGAAUGGAGCUAUCAUCCAAACAAAAACCGAAGAGAAGCCUCAGUCACAAGAUAGUGGCAAAGAUCACCCUAAAGAAGUAGAAGACAACAACUUUGACACUGAGAGUGAGGGAAGUGAUGACCAUGAAGAUGAUAACUAUUCAGAAUCUGGCAUUGAUGAAGGGUACAAUGGGGGACAGGGUUAUGAUGAGCAUGAGAAGCAAGUGGUUCCUGUUGUUCCUCAAUAUCCUAGUGGAUAUGGAUUGGAAGCUAUGGACAUUUGUGAAAGCUUGUUUGGAUAUUGGCCUUGUUUGGAUCGUAUGAAGAAGAAGAGGGAAUGUUGUUGUGAGGAAGUGAGUUAUAGAGGGAACAAUUGUCAGGAGAACAUGUGGCAAGGUACUGCAGAUUAUCUAUUUGGCAGUCCAAAUCCUUAUGGUGGGAGUGGCUAUGGAGGAGAUGUUGUUUAUGGAUAUCAAAGGCAUCAUCCAAUGCAAGCACAAUACAAACAGAUUGAUUAUACUGAUGGAUCGUGGUGACAAAUCAAAACCAUUUGUUCUAAGAUGUAAUAAAAAAUGUUGAAGAUGUAAAGCUUGUCUGUGUUGUAAUAAAAUGUAAGUAUGUAACAUUUGAAUUUGAAGAUGUGCAAUGAAGAAAAUUUCUUGCUUGGUUUUCUGCCA
Molecule: messenger RNA, 1406 nt
Organism: Glycine soja
Lineage: Eukaryota; Viridiplantae; Streptophyta; Magnoliopsida; Fabales; Fabaceae
Exons: 1
Coding region: 225-1265 (346 amino acids)
Biological process (GO): protein phosphorylation
Molecular function (GO): phosphatidic acid binding; protein serine/threonine kinase activity
Source: RefSeq, a predicted model, not a curated record